UGGUUGCCAAGUUCAAACCAAACCACUGACUCCGGUGUGCUGUCGCUGGGAUGGCUGAACCCCGGAGAGUUCAGCUGUUUACUCUCAGCAGUGAUGCGCCCUCUUCUAACUCGCCUUCGACCCACAGGUGUCCGUCAGGGCUUCCGCAGAUGGAAGAAUCCCGCUCAGACCGACCCGCUGACACUGAAACAGUCCGGCUCGUCCUCACAUUAUUUGAGCCCGACGAGCGGAGCUUCCCGGAGUUCAGCUACAGGCAGCUUGUUGAUGACAAGAUAAGUCAGUCAAAAGUUGAAGGACCACUGAGCAGACUAGAGAAGGAAGAAAAGAGGGAGAACGAUGAAGUUGCUGCCAUUGCAAGGAAGUUGGAAGAAAAAUAUGGUGCCAAACCUAAGAAAAAAAAGGACCGCAUCCAGGACUUGAUCGACAUCGGAUUUGGUUAUGAUGACGAGGAUUCUUUCAUUGACAACUCUGAGGCUUAUGACGAGUUCGUGCCAUGCUCCAUCACCACCAAAUUUGGUGGGUUCUAUGUGAAUUCGGGCGUGCUGCAGUUCCGCCAGGCCUCUGACACCGAAGACGAUGACCUCACAGCCGAAGAGGAAACGCUUGAGAUGACAAAAAAACGUAAACUGAAUAAUGAUCAGGAGAAGCCAGGGAAGAAGCUGUGCAGAGCAGAUGGAGAGAUAAAAAGCAACAUGGAUCAUAAGUCAAGCUCUUUGUCUGAAAUUGGGCAGACUGAUGAGAUUGAGAUCAAAAAGAAGAAAAAGGCUGUUAGGACUCUGAGCGUCACCAGCAUGCUGAAAAAGUUUCAAAAAGAAAAGGAGAGAGAGAGACAGAAGAGAGCGAGGGACAAGGCAGCUGCAAAUCUGGGUGCAACAGCAACCCCUCUGUUUCCUGCAGAUGCAGGUGGGGGUGGAGGCAUGGGGCUAACUGACCCUCUUCUCAGUUUAAUUGGUUCAACCAAUGACCACGCUCUUAUUCAAGCAGCCAGCACAGUAGAUUUUGAUAUUGAUCUGGACUCUCUGUUAGAAGUCAGUGAAGAGAUCUCAUCGCCUAAAUCACUUCCUCAACCAGCAUUAGAGAUGCAGCUGAUCCAAAGCAAAACGGAUGAUCCCGUGCAGCUCGACACCUUUUCUGAUUCCAAAACCCGAACUUCAAAUUCAAAGAAUAAUUUUCUGGAGAAAUGUGAACCAGAGCAAACCCAGCUUGUGUCAGAUUCCAGUUCUACAUCACAGAGCGCCCCGCUGCCAGAGGGACUUCCCCCAGCGCUGAAAGACAGCAUUAGAAAACUCACAGCGGCAGCCAAGAUAUCAGAGGGAGAGUCAAAACUCAAGUUCUUCAGUCCAGAUAUCAACUCAAUCCUGCUAGACAUUGAGUUACAGUGUCGGGAGCAGAGUGGGUCACUGCGCUCCAAGGUGUACACACACCUGUCGUCUUUCCUGCCCUGUAGCAGAGAUACGCUUCUCAAACGUGUAAAGAAACUGCUAAUCGCACAAGUGGGGGAGCUCCCUGGGGUGGAAGAUCCCAUGCAGAAACUUAAAGAUGCCAUUGGAAGAUCUAUGCCUGAGCAGAUUUCAUGUUUCAAUGAAGAAUGUCAGGCAUAUGAACAAGUCAAGACUUCAAAAGCAACAGAGGACAAUGAUGAGGAGAAAACUGGGAGAAAAGCAGGUCCUAAGAAAGUGUUCAAGUGGAAUGAGGAGAUCAGAGAGUGUUUGGGCCAAGUGCUGAAAGCAAAAGCAGACAAUUAUAAAAAGGAAAGGAAGGGGGAACAGGAGGUUGAAGAGCAUCUCAAGAUCUUUCUUGACAAUGAGGUCAAACCGCUUUGGCCAAAAGGGUGGAUGCAAUCUAGGGUUCUGAUGAAGGAGAGCAGGAAAUUGUUAGAUCUCUCGUCAUUACUAACGAAGAAGGCCAAGUGUGAGAAGAAGCAGUCAUGUUCAUUCUCAGAUGACUGUAAUGACGAUCGGGGAAAUUCACCACUGACAGAAAUGUCCAGAGGAGCAGCUUCUGCCUUCACUGAAGGCUCCAAUAUACUCAGUUCUGUUCACGAGGGUGCUGCCAUGAAGAAGGGCGAGGUCAAAAAAGUGGAUCUGAAUGUCAGAGCCACCUCAAAUGCAGAGUCUGAGAAAUCUCAAGUUGAUGAGACUCCCACUCAUUCCCUCCUGGAUCUCCUUGCUGAACAAGCCCUGGCUCAGGAGCAACACCUCCCAGGGCUCCAGGAGCUCCUAGCAGAAGCUGCAAAAACCAAGUGUUUUGUUCAUCACUGGAGCUUUUCGGAGACACAGAGUUCUCCCCUCCUCCCUCCUCCUCCUCAGUCCAGCCCAGUUGGUUUCCCAGCACAGAGUACAUGUGGUGACAUUUUGCCUCAGAUGCUUCAGGUUGGAGGCACCAAACAUGCAGAUGCUGUUCAGGUGCAGAGAGUCUCUGAAGGUAAUGGUGCUACAAAAUGACAACCUUCAACAAAGACAUGCAAUGGAGCAGAAUCCUUGAAGAUGAACUGGGCACAUGAUGAGGUUCUAAUGGAGUAGUUCUUAUACUAAAAUCAACCAAGUUAAUGUCUUAAACUACACACUUUCACUUAAUACAUAAUAAAGAGAGCAUGUCAUAGGUG
Messenger RNA from Neolamprologus brichardi, 2605 nucleotides. It is a transcript of the gene ubn1, whose product is annotated as ubinuclein 1. Gene Ontology annotation, cellular component: nucleus. Lineage: Eukaryota; Metazoa; Chordata; Actinopteri; Cichliformes; Cichlidae. Gene Ontology annotation, biological process: chromatin organization. The record is from RefSeq and is a predicted model, not a curated record.